AUGUCGUUCAGAUCGCCCUGUCACGAUGACCCUACCUCCAUGAAUGAGGGCGAUGUCAUCUUGAUUGGUCACCACGAUAUUAGCAACUACAAUCCGGGCCAGAUACUUCCCGAGUCCCCUGAGCGCAUCCGUAAGAUUCGCUCUUGGCUACAGCCCACAUCAUACAAUGAUGUUGGUGGCGAGUAUCACAAACACCUUGCUUCCCACCUACCCGGCACGGGCGCCUGGCUCACUUCAAGCGACGUGUAUCGGAGAUGGAUUCAGUCCGAAAGCGACGGGGAAGGUAUGCUCUGGAUCAAGGGCAUCCCUGGAUCCGGGAAGUCUGUCAUAGCUGCCAAGCUGAUCGACGAACUUGCCAAAUCAAACCCGGGUUGCCCAGUCUUAUACUUCUUCUUUCGCCAGAUCAUCGAAGCCAACCAUAAGCCUCUGGCCCUUCUCCGAGAUUGGAUGGAUCAGCUCCUGGAAUAUAGCCCGCCUUUGCAGAAACAGCUUAUAGCAUAUGUUGAGAGUAAUCGGCCAUGUGAUACGAUUCUGAUGGAGGAUAUGUGGAAGGACCUGCGUGCUGCACUCGCCGGGUUACCGGGACGGGCCUUCUGCGUCGCCGACGCACUUGACGAGAUGGACCAUGGCCACGGCAUGGACAUGUUCAUCAAAGAACUUGCGUCUCUCGGCCUGUGGCGGCCAAAACAAGUCAAAGUCUUGAUAACAAGUCGCCCAGUAGCAACAAUUGAAAGGCUGCUCAGAAUGGCCCCGUGCCUUUAUUUACGACUUCAGGAAACCAUGGUUGACGCCGACAUCUCAACAUUUGUCGAAUACACCCUAGCCAGGUGUGAAACGUCUAUCCAAGCAAGCGAUAAGCAGCUGAUCCGAGAUGCUGUACCCGGCCGGGCUAAUGGGUUAUUUCUCUACGCCAAGCUCGCCAUGGACUCAUUUCUGCAACCUGGUGCUGAUAUCAAAGAAGUUCUUCAGCGCCUCCCAGUCGACUUGAAUGCUCUAUACAAUAACCUACUCGAGCAACACGCACGUCGGCCGGGUGUUUCCGCAGACAUCCAGCAUCUGAUCUUGCAAGCCAUCACUCAUACCGCUCGUCCUUUGCGGUUGUUAGAGCUCGCAACCAUGAUUAACUGUGUCAGUCCGAACGGACCUGAUGGUUUCAAGCGAGAGCUGAAGUCUACCAAGGAUCUUAUCCGGGUUACAUGCGGACCACUGUUGGAGAUCCUCCCGGAUGAGACAGUCUCCGUCAUCCACCAUUCCUUCACAGAGUUUCUCAAAGGUAUCACGCGAUCGGUCGAUGGUUGCUCUGGAUAUCCUAUCCUGCAACAAGGAUCAACACACUCCACACUUGCUCUUGCGUGUUUGCGCUACCUUCAAAACGGGUGCUUAGAUGGUGUGGACGCUGUGAUCAGGCAACGCCAUGGGUUUAGCGGGUGGACCUAUACCAGUUCUUGGAACUCUGGUGAUGACUACUCAAGUUUGAUACCUGAGCCAGAUGUCCAGAUGAGGCUACAACAUCCAUUUGUGGAAUACGCAGUCGGCUAUUGGCACCACCAUGUUCACAAAUCUGAGGCUGCCGGGCAAGACCAGACCCAACUGAACCUAGAAAUUGGAAAAUUUCUCGGGGACAGUAAAUCGAUGUUGGCCUGGCUGCAGCUAAAUUGGCCGGACCACUCAAACGAAGGACGCAUCACACAGCUUCAUGUCGCCGCCCGGGCUGGGCUCGCGGCCUAUGCCAAGGGCCUUCUCAGAAGCAUAGAUGUUGAUGUUCAGGAUGCCGUAGGGAAGACACCACUUUGGUGGGCUGCUUCCGAGGGCUACGAAGAGGUCACUCAAGUGUUGAUCGCAGCCGGCGCAAAUCCAGACCAAGGUGAACCGCAAUGCGGACUUAGACCUCUACACCAAGCGGCCAUCAGAAACCAUUACGCAGUUGUAAAAGCUCUAUUAGAAGCUGGUGCUGACCCUCUUCCACCUAAACUAAAUCGCACCGUCAGACCGAGCCGCUCCUAUUUUCGAUCGAUUAAUUAUGCGUAUGUGGGGGAUAGUCCACUCGAGGCUGCUUGUGUCAACGGCUGCCUGGAGACGGUGAAUGCGCUGCUUCCAUAUAUUGAGGAUACUAAUCUCACACAACGCGCCUUGUCUUGGGCAGCUGGUGGCGGGAAGUCCGAAGUCGUGUCCCGUCUCCUGCAACAUCCAGAAGUGGACGUCAACGCUAAAGUUGAUGGUGUCACCCCUAUCUAUCUUGCCUCUGAAGCCUAUAGUGUUCCAACAAUCGAAACACUCCUGCAGGCGGGAGCAGACCCAAGGGUAAGAUGCGAUAACGGUCAUUACCUGAACUGUCUGCAUGGAGUAUGCCAGGUAGGGUCCUCUCGCACGCCAAAUUACCCGGAUGCUAGCGUCCUGAGAAGAAUCUUCUCGCUGCUGGUCCAGCACGGUGUUGACGUCAAUGAUAGCACCCCAUCCGGUAUGACUGCGCUGCAUGGGGCGGUUGCUGGGUCAUCAGUAUUGACGCAACUACUCAUCGAUGCUGGGGCUGAUGCAAACGCCAAAGACAAUGAGGGAGCGACGCCCCUAUACUUUAUGUCUCGGUAUACCGACAGAUUUGGAACACCUAUAGACCCCAUGGUGAUCUUGAUCGAACAGGGCCAUGCCGACAUAAACAAUAUACGGGGCGACGGGGACAGCGUGCUUCACUGGAUGGUGGACGAAUUGUCCGCUGAGCGUGUCCUUACUUUCUUGAAGUACGGUCCAGAAUGCAACGUGCUUGACGGACGAGGCAAUGGCUCGUUGCACAAGGCACUUGGCAGAUUUGCAGAGUUCCCUGCUGUCAUCGAGGGUAUACUUCAGGCGGGAGCCGAUCCAAAUAUGAAGAACCGCGAUGGACUGACUCCCCUGCUCUGCAUCCACCGUAACGACAACUACCAUUGCCCAAAGCUUGUGGACAUUCUUCUCAGAGCAGGUGCAGAUCUCAACACAGUAGACCGAGACGGGAAAACCGUGUUGUUCCACCUGUUGCCAUACUGGAACGUACUCUGGCGGGACAAGGCGGCUCUGGACAAGAUUAGAGAGCUUGUCAGCCUGGGUGCCUCGACCUCGAUCCGAGACUUCAAAGGCCGAACAAUUCUACACGAGGUAGUCCAAACAAUACCGGAUGGCUCAACAAGACGUCUGUGCGAAGGGUUGUCCUGUGAAGCGGACCUCGAUACCCUUGGAGGUCUGGGGCUUGAUAUCAAAGCCAUUGACCAUGAGGGGAAUGGACUCCUUCACGAGCUUGCUAGUCGGGAGGAUAAUCACUAUCGCGUCUCUGCACUUCUCCCGCUCUGGAAAUACCUCAUCGCUAUGGGUCUCGACCUGGCGGAUAAGAACCAUGCUGGGCGCACACCGUUGCAUAUCUUGUGCACCAACGAUGGACGAUCUCCAUAUUCCAAUCGGAGAAGUGUAAUGCCAAUUGACUUUGUCAUCGCCCAAGCAAAGAACCUCGAUACUGCUGACAACAAUGGUAUUACACCUCUGCACAUAGCUGCGACUCGGGGAGAGCUGUACACGAAGAAGCUCUUAGAUGCUGGCGCCAAUCCAGCAGCAUGUACUCGCGAUGGUCUAACUGCUCUCCAUCUCGCUUCUCGAUGGGGUCAAAGUAAUGUGGUUGGCAUGCUUCUGGUUGCGAUGGGCGCCGAAACACCGUCCAUUGCUUGCAAGACAUCCCGUACAGAUAACCUGGGUGGCCGGCCAAUGGCACGUCCUGUGAAAGGAGUCAACGCCAAGGCAUAUGGGAGAAACGAGAUCACACCUCUCUUCUUUGCCUGCCGGACAGGGAGACCUGAGACAGUCACCCUACUGAUUGAAGCUGGCGCUGAUGCUACCAUAGGGAAAGUUUUGGAGGCAUGCGUACAGUUUGAGGAAGGAUGUCGCUCAUGUAAAACCUCUCAGGGGCCUGGAAACAGCGGACAGAAGACCGAGGACAAUUGGCUCCUGGUGGACACCUCCCACUGCAUUAGUCCCAGGCGGCAACGGUACACGAAACCCAACCCCCGCGACUACGACCUGGGUACAAGUGAAACCAGCAGAGUUGAAGAGAUUCUGGAACUACUUUUCACCUCUCGAGCUGACCCAUCGCAGCUAGGGUGCUACGCAAAUGUGGAUAGUUUGGUCGACCAGGCUGUUGCUUCCGGUAAAGAUUAUGUUGCUCGAUGUUUGAGAGAUGUUUGCGAAAAAUAUCUACCCAACCAAGCUACUGCAAGCAACCAAAGCGCAGGUCAUGCGUUGGCCGGGCUCACGCACCAUUUGUUGAAAGAAACAUCAGGCCAGACGUUAAAGAUAUCCGGGUUCGUUGAACCAGCGACUUCUAAUCAAGAGCUUUUUCGCCAUUUCCUGAGACGGAGGGAGUACCACUUAGUGGAAGAGCUUGCUCGUCUUGGAGCGGACUUUCUCUGUGUGCCCGAAGAGGAACGUCCUAGCAAUUUGGCGAUUUUAGUGCGAGGUGGCUUAUAUGCCCUCGUGGAAAAGAUAGGCGAACUUGUAGCAGAGUCGAGAGUCAGCCAAGCCGAUUGGCACUCCUUUGGAGACAUUACACGGCCCGGACUAUGGUUCGCAAAGAGAGACGGUUUGAGCCAUAAGGAUGUGCCUGUACCAUUCUUACUCGAGGCAGUUCAAAGAGACUCCCCUAACUUGGAAAUGAUGCGGCUGCUCGUUGAUAAGUUUGGAGUCGAUAUCAACGAGCGGCGAUUUGCGUUAGGGAGCAUGCACGUUCCUGACGGAACGCGGCAUAAUGUACUUGUUCCAACAGACUCAGCGCUUCACUAUGCUGCGAAAGGCUACUGCUGGUGGCACGCUCAUCAGGCACUCCCUUAUCUUCUAGAGGCCGGCGCAGAAGUCAAUAUCCGCAGCCACAACGGGGACACACCUCUCCAUAUGGCCCUCUUCAAAGGUGACUCUCCCGGCCCUUUCGCGAAGAAUGCAGCAAGGACCUUGAUCGAAAAUGGGGCAGACGUCAACGCGAUUGGAAAUGAAGGACGGAGUAUCCUGGCAUGUGCAGCAGAUGAUGUGAACAUGAUCAGGCUGCUCGUAAGCCACGGUGCAACCUUGGCAGCCGACGCCAUAUUCCUCGCAAUUAAAGUAACAAACGUGGCAGGUGUUAAAGAGCUUCUAUCCCUCGGGGCAGACACAAGUAUGCGUCGGGGCAAGCUAUUCAGACCGGAAUUCGAUCCCGAGGGCAGGCGCAUACAUCCUCAUUCGUAUAGCGUAACACGGUUGAUGGGUGUUCCAUUGUAUGAGGAAGUGUUCCCUUUGUAUCAUGCGGGAAUGUCAUCAGCAUUGCGGUGGUGGCGACACCCAGGUGACUUUGCCGGGCAACUUGAGCCUGAAAGACAGAUUGUUGAAGUGCUUCUAGACCAUGGCGCCGACCCCUUCGCCAAGUUCCUGAGCCGAAUCAAUACAUGUUGGGAAGCGCCUAGCGUAUGUGACACCACGAAAGAUAUUCCUUCGCUGGAGGUGCCCGAAGCUCAUCGAGAAUGCACAAUUCUUCAUGAACUGCUCCUGGCCGGGUCGCUGGUAGAUCCCUUCCUGAGCCUUCCAAGGCUAGACGUUAACCACCGAGAUGCGAAGGGACGGACUCUGCUACUGGCAGCAUGCCAGAGUUCACAUGGCCCUGAUGCUGUCCUUGACUCGAAUAAAACAGAGGCGGGUUGGGAGGGCCAUAAUACCAUUUUUCAACGCCUCGUCUCUCUCGGUGCCGACCUCAGGGCACUCGACAACUCUGGGCACAAUGUGUUGCAUCAUAUUAUUGCGGGAAAUUGCUUUGAGACUACGUUUUCCGACUUUAAGGUUUCGCUGGACAGCGUUCUUCGAGAAGCGCCGGACCUCAUACACCAGAUGGACGACGACGAGCAGACACCAUUACACUAUGCUUGCAUCCACGCCGACAUAUGGAGAGACACUCGGGCAGCACAUGCCCUUCUAUCAGCAGGGGCCGAUCCCCUCGUCGUUGACAAGAACGGAAACAAUCUCCUUCACGUCCUCGCCAAGAGCUUGGACACCUCCAGUCAACUAGAACUAUUCCAGAUCUUGGCAGGACGAGGUGUAGACUUAAAUGCGCGCAAUAAGCGCGGCGAAACGCCGUUGCUUAUAUUUUGCAAGCAUGAAAGAACGAGUUAUAGAGACGAGCAAGACGAUAAGCACGAAAAUGUGGCAGAUAAAGAUGCAUUGCUGAUACUGCAAGGAUUGGGAGCCGAUAUGUUUGCCAAAGAUGCUCAGGGUCGAGGUCUGCUGCAUGUGGCGGCCAGGACAGACGCCAAAUGGUUCAAGGUCCUUUUGGACGAGGGCCUUGAUGCCAUGCUAGAGGAUGAGACACAACAGACGGCUGUUGAUAUCGCUGCUGUGUCUGGAAAUCAGGAAGUCUUGCAGUUAUUUGAGCAGAACUCUUCUAGAUGA
Molecule: messenger RNA, 6420 nt
Organism: Pochonia chlamydosporia 170
Lineage: Eukaryota; Fungi; Ascomycota; Sordariomycetes; Hypocreales; Clavicipitaceae
Product: ankyrin repeat-containing protein
Exons: 2
Coding region: 1-6420 (2139 amino acids)
Molecular function (GO): protein binding
Source: RefSeq, a predicted model, not a curated record